AUGAUCAAGUCCGUAGAAUCAGUCGCGCAGGAGUUCCUUACCCCACAGCAACGAUGUCUCAAGACCCCAAACCCCGUGAAAUCCAAGCCCGUGGUGGUGGACAAAGGAACAACUCCGACCCCUGUCGAGGCUGCGACAACACAACCACGAUUUUGCAUCGAGGAGCAUCCAGGCGAUCAGCCACGGCAAAUCAGGGUCGGGGUCGUCGGGGCAGGGAUAUCGGGCAUAACAGCAGGGAUUCUGCUGCCCGCAAAGGUGCCGGGCAUCAAUCUCACCAUCCUGGAGAAGAAUGCGGAUGUCGGUGGUGCAUGGUUUGAAAACACGUACCCCGGGGUGCGCUGCGACGUGCCCGCCCAUGUCUACCAGUCCGGGUUCGCGCCCAACACGCAGUGGAAAGAAGAGUUCGCGCAAGGCACCGAGAUCCGCCAGUACUGGCAGGAUAUUGCUCGUCGGUACGAGGUAUACAAGUACCUGCGUCUGCAGCGCAAAGUCUUGAGAGCUGAAUGGCAGCCGAACGAGGCUCAAUGGAAAGUCACGAUCCAAGACCUUCGUAACGACAAGAUAUACAGCGAGAACUUCGACAUCUUCAUCACCGCGCUCGGGUACUUCAACACCUGGCGCAUCCCUGAGUUCCAAGAUAUGGACAAGUUCCAAGGCACCAUUUUCCACUCCUCCGACUGGGACCAUAGUGUUCCCCUCGACGGCAAGCGCAUCGCGCUCAUUGGCAACGGCGCGUCCGGCAUUCAGAUUCUCCCCGAGAUCCAACCCGUUGCCGCCCAAGUCGACCACUACGCCCGCAGCCGCACCUGGAUCGUGCACCCACCAAACGUAGAGGGCGACUGGCAGCGCGGACUCUUCACCGCCGAAAAACUUGAAUCCUUCCGCGACCCACAGACCUACCUCCAGUACCGCAAGGAGAAGGAAGCCGAGUUCUUCCGCGGGUUCGCGACGUGCUUCCAGAACUCGCCCGAGAACGACUUCCUGCGGCAGAUGUGGACAGCGUCAAUGCUGCAGCGCGUCGAGAACAACACCACCCUGCUCAACGACCUGAUCCCAGACUUCCCGCCGUGCUGUCGCCGUCCGACCCCCGGCCCGGGGUACCUGGAGGCGCUGAUCAAGCCGAACGUGGAGCUGAUCCGGUCGGGGAUCGAGCGCUUCGCGCGCGAUGGGAUCCUAGCGGCCGACGGGGUGGAGCGGAAGGCGGAGAUAGUCAUCUGCGCGACGGGCGCUAAUUCGGAUCUCGUGCCGCCGUUCCCGAUCAUUGGCGCGGCGGGGCUCGAUCUGCGGGCGGCGUGGGGAGCGGACGGCGGGCUGUAUGGCUUUCCGUACACGUAUCUGGGGAUGGCGACGCCGGGGUUCCCCAACGCGCUGUGGCUGGGCGGGCCCCAUGUGGUCGGCCCCAGCGGGACGGUGCCCAACUGCAUGGAGAAUCAGGUCACCUACAUCGCGAAGAUGAUUCGCAAGGUUCGGGGCCAGGGGAUCCGCACGUUUGUCCCUGCCAAAAAAGCAGCGGACGAUUUCCUCGAGUAUUGUCUUGCGUUCUUCCCACGCACGGUGUGGACAGGGAACGAUGACUUGACGCCAGGGAAGGCGAAUUGUCGGUCGUGGAUGAACGGUGGGAGGCCUAAUGGCUUCGUGCAUGGGCUUUUCCCGGGGAGUGCGAGUCUGGCGAAUUACGCUCGACGCGACCCGAGGUGGGAGGAUUGGGAGUACACGUAUACGAAUCCGAGUGGGAAUAGGUUCGCCUACUUGGGAAAUGGUUGGACGACGAGGGAGAUGCAGCCGGAUGCGGACUUGACACCACAUCUGAAACAACAGGAUCAUAUUGAUUUGAAGUCCUAUUUGGAGGGAUGGUGGGAUGUUUGA
This is a messenger RNA of Aspergillus homomorphus CBS 101889, 1866 nucleotides long. Its product is annotated as flavin-containing monooxygenase. Lineage: Eukaryota; Fungi; Ascomycota; Eurotiomycetes; Eurotiales; Aspergillaceae. Bases 1 to 1866 code for a protein of 621 amino acids. The transcript is spliced from 4 exons. Gene Ontology annotation, molecular function: flavin adenine dinucleotide binding; NADP binding; N,N-dimethylaniline monooxygenase activity. The record is from RefSeq and is a predicted model, not a curated record.